AUGGCUUCUUUUUCCACUAUCCCCUUCGCCGAUCCUCUCUGGCUGAACCGCGGUUACAGUCCGUACUACAAUGACUCGCAUCGCCGACUUCAAAAAGAGGUCCGCGAGUAUGUCGACACCUACAUUGCGCCAUUUUGCGAGGAAUGGGAAAAGCAAGGCGUUGUACCACAGGAGGUUCAUAAGCGUCACGCGGAGCUCGGAUACACUGCUGUCAGCUCCUUCCCACUUGCGGCCAACUAUCUCAAUGGUCAGCGGCUUCCUGGGGACAUCAAGCCCGGAGACUGGGAUGGCUUCCACGACAUUGUCGUCAUCGAUGAAUUAGCGCGCUGUGGAUAUCUCGGGAUUGUCUGGGCAUUGGGAUGUGGUAACUCCAUUGGAGGGCCGCCAGUGAUCAACUUUGGCAAUGAUGAUCAAAAGAGGAGAUUCCUCCCGGAUAUGUUGAAAGGAAACAUCAGAUUCUGUUUGGGUGUGACCGAACCUGACGCUGGAUCGGACGUCGCUGGAAUCACUACCACGGCGGAGAGAAAUGGAGAUGUUUAUAUUGUCAAUGGAGCGAAGAAAUGGAUCACGAACGGCAUUUUCGCAGACUAUUGUACUGCUGCCGUCAGAACAGGAGGGGAGGGAACCCAGGGCAUCUCCGCCCUGAUAAUCCCGCUGAAGGCCCCGGGAGUAACUUGCAAGAAGAUUGAAAACUCCGGCGUCCAUGCAAGUGGAUCAACAUACAUUGAGUUCGACCAGGUAGAGGUGCCUGUGGCCAAUCUGCUCGGUGUGGAGAACAAGGGUUUCCCUGUCAUUAUGAACAACUUCAACCAUGAGCGACUCUGGCUCGCAUGCACAUCUCUCCGCAUGGCGCGAAUUUGCGCUGAGGAUGCAUACCAACACGCCAUCAAACGCGAGACAUUCGGGAAGAAGCUAAUCGAAAACCAACUGAUUCGCGCGAAGUUCAGUGCGAUGGCCCGAGGCAUUGACUCGGCAUAUUCCUGGAUGGAACAGCUAGUCUAUAUUUCCGAAACAGCCAAGAAGCAGGGCGUGGAUGCUUCCAUGGGAGGUCUCUUCGCAAAUCUGAAGGUCUUGGCUGGGCAGACUCUGGAAAAGGUUAACAGGGAGGCCCAGCAAGUGAUGGGUGGUCUUGGAUAUUCGAAAAAUGGCCGCGGGGCAAGGAUCGAGCAGGUCAGCCGUGAUGUGCGGGUGAUGGUUGUUGGUGGUGGCAGUGAAGAAAUACUUUCAGAAUUGGCUCUUAACCAGGAAGUUAAGAGUAUGAAGAAGUUGAGUAAACUCUAG
Penicillium roqueforti is the source of this 1281-nucleotide messenger RNA. Its product is annotated as acyl-CoA dehydrogenase family protein. The transcript has 4 exons. Gene Ontology annotation, molecular function: flavin adenine dinucleotide binding; acyl-CoA dehydrogenase activity. The coding region runs from base 1 to 1281 and encodes 426 amino acids. Lineage: Eukaryota; Fungi; Ascomycota; Eurotiomycetes; Eurotiales; Aspergillaceae. The record is from RefSeq and is a predicted model, not a curated record.